AUGUCGUACGCUUUAUCCGAACAACACAAACACAUGGUAGAAGGCCUGUUGGCUGAAACUGACCCUGAGGUUGACAGCAUUAUCAAAGCCGAAAUUGACAGACAAAAGCACUCGAUCGUAUUGAUCGCCAGUGAAAACUUCACAACCAAAGCAGUUUUCGACGCUUUGGGAACCCCUAUGUGUAACAAGUACUCCGAGGGUUACCCAGGUGCCAGAUACUACGGUGGAAAUGAACAAAUUGACAAGAUGGAGAUUUUGUGUCAGGAGAGAGCUUUGAAGGCGUUCAACGUCACUGCCGACAAAUGGGGUGUGAACGUUCAAACUUUGUCCGGUUCACCUGCAAACUUGCAGGUCUAUCAGGCUAUCAUGAAGCCUCAUGAGAGAUUGAUGGGCUUGGACUUGCCUCACGGUGGACAUUUGUCUCACGGAUAUCAGACAGAUUCUAGAAAGAUUUCUGCUGUUUCGACGUAUUUUGAGACCAUGCCUUACAGAGUAGACUUGGAAACGGGUUUGAUUGAUUACGAUAUGUUGGAGAAAACCGCUGUCUUGUACAGACCCAAGGUUCUUGUGGCUGGUACUUCUGCUUACUGUCGUUUGAUUGACUACAAAAAGAUGCGUGAAAUCGCUGACAAGGUGGGCGCCUACUUGGUCGUCGACAUGGCCCAUAUUUCGGGACUUGUUGCGAGUGGUGUGAUUCCUUCUCCAUUUGAAUAUGCUGAUAUUGUCACAACUACCACUCACAAGUCAUUGAGGGGCCCAAGAGGUGCCAUGAUCUUCUUCAGAAGAGGCGUCAGAUCUAUCAACCCUAAGACAGGACAAGAGGUUUUGUAUGACUUGGAAAAUCCUAUCAACUUCUCUGUUUUCCCAGGUCACCAAGGUGGACCUCACAACCACACAAUUGCCGCCUUGGCUACCGCCUUGAAACAAGCCGCUACGCCCGAGUUUAAGCAAUACCAGGAACAAGUUUUGAAGAACGCUAAGAUUUUGGAGGCUGAGUUCAUUAAAAAGGGUUACCGUUUGGUAUCUGAUGGAACUGACUCCCACAUGGUUUUGGUCUCUUUGAAAGACAAACAAAUCGAUGGUGCAAGAGUGGAGACUAUUUGCGAGCGUAUCAACAUUGCAUUGAACAAAAACUCUAUUCCAGGUGACAAGUCAGCUUUGGUUCCUGGAGGUGUGAGAAUUGGCGCUCCCGCUAUGACGUCCAGAGGACUUGGUGAGGAACACUUUGAGAAGAUUGUCUCGUACAUCGAUUUUGCUGUGAACUACGCGAAGGAGGUGCAAGCCAACUUGCCUAAGGAUGCCAACAAAUUGAAAGACUUCAAAAACAAGAUUUUGAAUGGUGAGGACGAGAAGUUGGAUGCCGUUAAGGCUGAGAUCUCCGAAUGGGCCGGUGCUUUCCCAUUAUCUGUUUAG
Metschnikowia bicuspidata var. bicuspidata NRRL YB-4993 is the source of this 1413-nucleotide messenger RNA. It is a transcript of the gene SHM2, whose product is annotated as glycine hydroxymethyltransferase. Gene Ontology annotation, molecular function: glycine hydroxymethyltransferase activity; cobalt ion binding; zinc ion binding. Gene Ontology annotation, cellular component: cytoplasm. The coding region runs from base 1 to 1413 and encodes 470 amino acids. The record is from RefSeq and is a predicted model, not a curated record. Gene Ontology annotation, biological process: folic acid metabolic process; tetrahydrofolate interconversion; L-serine catabolic process. The transcript has a single exon. Lineage: Eukaryota; Fungi; Ascomycota; Pichiomycetes; Serinales; Metschnikowiaceae.